Protobothrops mucrosquamatus (brown spotted pit viper) is the source of this 513-nucleotide messenger RNA. RefSeq names its product adenylate kinase isoenzyme 1-like. Gene Ontology annotation, biological process: nucleoside triphosphate biosynthetic process. Gene Ontology annotation, cellular component: cytosol; cytoplasm. Lineage: Eukaryota; Metazoa; Chordata; Lepidosauria; Squamata; Viperidae. Gene Ontology annotation, molecular function: AMP kinase activity; ATP binding. The transcript has 2 exons. The annotation marks the transcript as partial. The record is from RefSeq and is a predicted model, not a curated record.
AUUGCUGCCCCCACCCUGCUGCUGUACGUGGACGCUGGGAAGGACACCAUGGUGAAACGGCUGCUGAAACGGGGAGAAACCAGCGGGCGCGUGGAUGACAACGAGGAGACCAUCAAGAAGCGUUUGGACACCUAUUACAAGGCCACCGAGCCGGUCAUCGCCUAUUACGAGAAGAAGGGAAUUGUACGCAAGGUCAACGCGGAAGGCACGGUAGAUGAAAUCUUCAAGCAGGUCUGCACUCACCUGGAUGUCCUCAAGUAAACUCCUGGAGGAGCUCUCCCAUCUUUUCAUCCUCCCCCCCCCACUCCCUUCUUCCAAGACCUAGACCUGUGUAGAUGCGCCCCCUCCUCUCCCCUCCGCUCUGCCUCCCUUUUCAUCUCCAAAGACCGCCGGGGGAGGAAGUGGCUUCAUCCUGUUUUCGUGGACAGAGGCCCGUGGAGGAAAUUGCAAGGACAAUGCACUUGGCUUCCUUAAACCUCCUCUCCCAAAGUAAAGCUGGCUUUCGUGAGAUGA